This is a messenger RNA of Trichoplusia ni (cabbage looper), 433 nucleotides long. RefSeq names its product isopentenyl-diphosphate Delta-isomerase II-like. The transcript is spliced from 3 exons. Lineage: Eukaryota; Metazoa; Arthropoda; Insecta; Lepidoptera; Noctuidae. Gene Ontology annotation, cellular component: cytoplasm. Bases 1 to 387 code for a protein of 128 amino acids. The record is from RefSeq and is a predicted model, not a curated record. Gene Ontology annotation, biological process: isopentenyl diphosphate biosynthetic process. Gene Ontology annotation, molecular function: isopentenyl-diphosphate delta-isomerase activity.
AUGUGGGUCAAGGGGAGGUUGGUAGGCAGGAUCUACGCAGAUACUGAAUUUAUCAUUAAUUUGCAGUUACAACCUAAGGACUUCACUCUUCUAGCUCGGAUACUCUACAUGGACCCCGGCGACGGGGUAUGGGGGGAGUUUGAACUAGACUAUGUGUUAAUUCUUCAGAAGGACGUAGAUAUUAAACCCAAUCCCGAUGAAGUAGCUGACAUCCAAUACGUGCCAAGAAACAAAUUUGACAAUUUCAUCGCAAAUCUAAAAUAUCCCGUGACACCCUGGUUCAAACUGAUGUACCGGCACAUGCUGCCCUACUGGUGGGACAACCUGCACAGGCUCGACGAAAUCGCUGAACCACAAAAAAUACGAUCCUUCGUUAAAAAACUGUAAUGUUAUAAUGUAAUAGUAUUCUUAUUAUUAAAGAAAUAUGUAAGUA